AUGGAAGUAAUCAAAGUAAUUGAAUCGCCCGAAAUUGAAUCAAUGGUUCGUGGAUCAAAAGGACUACAGCUGAUUUCGAAUAUGCUCAUAGAAGAAUGUAGUCUUGUAGUGGGAAUGAGUUACGAAAGAAGUGGUGUAUUGUGGAUUGAGGAUCCGAGGAGCUAUAUGAUUUAUAUAGUUGAUUCGGCAGCCCAUCGUAGAGCCCUCUGGCUUACAAGGAACUAUUUUGAUUCUGAAGAUUUAGCGGUAGGUGAUCUGCAAGCAAGGCCUGUAUGUUCGCCCGUACGUAUCGCGACCAGGAGUCGGAUAAUUUGUGAAGCUUUUGGGGGCACCAGAGGCAUGAGUAACUGGAUUGCUAAAGAAGUGUAUAUAUACGCGAAGGAGUGGGUUAGGAAGCAAGUGACUAAGCAGCAGGUGAAACCGAGCUCGGAGAUCUCUGUAACUGCCAACAAAUUUCAAGCGUAUAUUCCGUAUGAACAGGACGAGCGGCAUGAAACCCAAAUUCAUGGGACGAUUAGGUAUAGACAAAAUUCUUGGAGGGCUAACUGCAAGAAAUUGGUCUGCUUUGACACCCUGGGUGGGUGGAAAAUGUCCCGUUCACAUCUAGACCAUAUUCAGUCACCAGAUAUGCCAAAAUAUCUAGAUCGCGCGUCGUAUAUCCAAGAUCGGUAUGGAGCAUAUCAGUGCGAAAGAUUCGUUCACUAUAGUCCAGUCUUGAGUCUCUUUUGGAUCGUACUCCAUUUUAUGGUCAAUAAGACGAACCAAUUCGGUUUCUUCUUGAUCCUAAGGUAUUUCAUUAGGUACCUUGUAAAUCACAUUCAUCCACUAGGUGAGCCAGGUAUGACCAACCCAAUACAUGCACUGGAAAUUCGCUUGACUAAUCCGUAUUCUUGCAGACAUUGGCCAACCAUUUACGGAGGAGGAAGAGGCGGAAAUUCGCUUUCCAUGCAGCAGCAGUUUCGCAUCUUGUCAACCGCUCGGAGUCAUAAACACUUCCCAAUAGCAUUCGAAUUUUACCUUGAGAGCCCCCUUCAAUAUCAAACUAGCGAGAAGCUGGAGCUGAUGAAAGAAGGAAGGUUUAGGAAUGUGACAUUCCCCAUCACGAACGCGUAUCGAGAGAAAACGAUACUUAUUCUAGACGAUGUCUCUCCGAAUUGGCUCCAAACAGUGAAACAGUGGUUCAAGCUUGUUUACCGUCUUAGCGCAAUCAGUCAAGCUGGGAGAUGUGAUGAAACGAAUCUAGAAAUCGCAUUUAUUUCCCUCCCCUGCCGGAUUGGCCUGAGAACAAGGAAAGCUUUAUCCAGACUUUUGCGCAACCAGCUUCCGGACGACGAUUUUCUGACUAGUUUCGUGGUUCUGAAACAUCGAGCGCCGGACCGCGAUCCUAUGCCGACUCCAGAUCUGACGGACAAGAAGAUACCUUCUCACAAGGGCUCCUUGGUUGUUCUUACUGGCUUGGACCAUCAUCGGGCCAUCGUCUCGACUGAGUCAGGCAUCGUCACUAUGCCUACCAGCGAUACCAAUUGGGCCGGAAGUACGUCAUCAUGUGGUUGGACCUCGGAGAUUUCUGUAACUGCAAACACUACUUCUACCCCUGGCUGCCUUAAUGAACAUAGCAAGUACAAUAUGAUUGCUACUCUGCUUGAUUACUUUGCCGCUGAACCUGGAGCCACUAAGAUGUUUCUCGACAUCCAUCUACCAUAUCUUGGCAAUCUUUUUAGCGAAGUACAGAUCAAACAAGAAACCCCACCGCCGGAGACAAUCCUAGAAGUCUUGAAGUGGAGAAUAGCAUUUACGGCUUCUUUGAAGCUCAACAAGCGGCUUAACAGUCUAACACGAGCUAUGAUAGACUACUGA
Molecule: messenger RNA, 1857 nt
Organism: Lindgomyces ingoldianus
Lineage: Eukaryota; Fungi; Ascomycota; Dothideomycetes; Pleosporales; Lindgomycetaceae
Exons: 18
Coding region: 1-1857 (618 amino acids)
Source: RefSeq, a predicted model, not a curated record